Phragmites australis (common reed) is the source of this 1274-nucleotide messenger RNA. RefSeq names its product glucan endo-1,3-beta-glucosidase, acidic isoform-like. The coding region runs from base 109 to 1113 and encodes 334 amino acids. Gene Ontology annotation, molecular function: hydrolase activity, hydrolyzing O-glycosyl compounds. The transcript has 2 exons. Gene Ontology annotation, biological process: carbohydrate metabolic process. The record is from RefSeq and is a predicted model, not a curated record. Gene Ontology annotation, cellular component: plasma membrane. Lineage: Eukaryota; Viridiplantae; Streptophyta; Magnoliopsida; Poales; Poaceae.
UGUCGCGGUAGAUUUCAUGCAAAGUGCAACCUAGCAUCAUACACAGUUUAAGUAGUAAUCUGGCUGGCUAGCUAGCUAGAUACUUAAUAUUUGUGGAAGCAUUCAAAAAUGGCAAAGCAAGGUGUCGCUUCCAUGCUUGCAGUGGCAUUGCUUCUUGGAGCAUUUGCUACCAUUCCUACAGCUGUGCAAUCCAUUGGCGUGUGCUACGGCGUGAACGGCAACAACCUGCCCUCGGCAAGCGACGUCGUGCAGCUCUACAAGUCCAACGGCAUCGACUCCAUGCGCAUCUACUUCCCAAACACCAAAGCGCUCCAGGCCCUCAGCGGCUCAAACAUCGGCGUCAUCAUGGACGUGGCCAACACGGACCUCGGCUCGCUCGCCUCCAACCCCAACGCCGCGGCCGCCUGGGUCAAGAACAACGUCCAGGCCUUCCCGGGCGUCUCCUUCCGCUACAUCGCCGUCGGCAACGAGGUGUCCGGCGGGGACACGCAGAACAUCCUGCCCGCCAUGAAGAACAUCAACAACGCACUUUCCGCUGCCGGCCUCGGCAACAUCAAGGUGUCAACGGCGGUGCAGAGUGGCGUGACCGCCGGGUUCCCGCCCUCCAAAGGCACAUUCAACUCCGCCGCGUCCUCCUACAUGACGCCCAUCGCGAAGUACCUGGCCAGCACCGGCGCGCCGCUCCUGGCCAACGUGUACCCCUACUUCUCCUACAUCGGGAACGAGGCGCAGAUCAACAUCAAGUACGCGCUCUUCACCUCGCCCGGCACGGUCGUGCAAGACGGCAACAACGCCUACCAGAACCUCUUCGAUGCGCUCGUCGACACGUUCUACUCCGCGCUGGAGAACGCGGGAGCCGGAAACGUCAAAAUCGUCGUGUCCGAGAGCGGGUGGCCGUCGGCCGGCGGUGACGCGGCCACGGCGAGCAACGCGCAGACGUACAACCAGAACCUUAUCAACCACGUGGGGAAGGGCACGCCGAAGCGCCCGGGGCCCAUAGAGACCUACAUAUUCGCCAUGUUCAACGAGGACCAGAAGACUGGAGCCGAGACGGAGAAGCACUUCGGUCUGUUCAACGCGGACAAGUCGCCGGCGUACCCCAUCAAUUUCUGAGAGCAACAGAUCGACAUAAGAACAAUAUGAUUUUACGAUAUAUAUAGAUACAUACGCACAUAACGUCAAUUUGAAUAAGCCGCCUGUAAAUGCAAAAAUGCAUGCAUGUAGGGCAAGCACUUCAAUAAUUAUCUAAAGAUAAAUAAGAGGCACUUUGGUGA